UACAUGUUUCCGUAGUGUAGUGGUUAUCACGUUCGCCUAACACGCGAAAGGUCCCCGGUUCGAGACCGGGCGGAAACAUCUUUUAACCACAAAUCAAGGAAUUUUUUUUUUCAUUAUUCUAAUCCAGCUAAGAAAAUACAAAUGAUUUAAAAAGUAGCUCUGUGGCCCGAAAAAAAGGCGUUAAAAAGACUACUGCAACUGAUGGUCUGGCAUGAUUUAUAAUACCGGAAGUUCCGCUCCACGUGAGCCGACCUAUGCAGCAGUUGUGGGCUAAACCGUCUUUCCGCGUCCAUAAAAUGACUUCAGCGCCGUAUCCGGCAGGUGGGAAGUGUAGAAUGCAUUCCUUGAUUCCUGACGGGCCGCCAGAUUCGCUUCUCUUCCACACCGGGAUGUAAACAUGGACGGUGUGGACAACAACUACAUCUGGCAGCGGCGCGUGUUCCACGGCAUGCGCAACCAGAGGGGUGAAGUCCCCUUUCCGGAGUCGGCCAAAAUCGGCGUGGAGUUCAACGCCACCGUGGAAAGAUGGACAAAGUUGGACACCAGUCUGUUGACCCACGGCGUGCUAAUGGAGAUCUGCAAUUUUGCCCGGACCGUGGCGACGGCGGAGAAAUAUUUUCUAUUUGAGGUCAUGGCGUUCAACUUUGACCUGGGCUUGGACACCGCAGACCACAAGUUGUGUUACCAGUACGCGGCCCGCAUUCACGGCAAAAUCAAAAAUAAAAAGGUCAAACCUCAACAUCUCAAGGACAUCUUCCCGUUGCCGGACGUGUCCGUUUUAAAGGCGUACGUGGACAAGACGACAUCGCAGUCCCAGAUUCCUCUCAACAACUUUUUUUCCAUCCUCGCUCCUCCCCACUUGUCGGAAGAGCAGCCCGCGGAAGGCGCGGUUGUUCCCAAAAAGGGACAAGAAACGACAUUACACAAAGCGAACCCUUAUCCCAUCUGCCAAGAAUUGGGCGUGUCUUUGGCCGUUGACCCGUCCAAAUCGGGCCACCGGAAGUUCCAUUUGGAUCUGCUCACCAAUGGCCUGAUGCUGGAACUCCUGGACUUCUCUCGCGUCCUCUCCAGCACCGCCAAUCGCAUCGGCAACACCUUGCUGGAGCAGAACUUUGGCAUCCAGGUGAGCCAAAUCCCAAGGGUCAUGUUUCAGAAGCGCAAAGCUCUGGAUUACACGAGAGCGGACGCCAGGAUAAAGCGAUCGCUGCAGUGCACAAUCGGCGACGCCACGGAAGAAUUGCUGGCCGAUUCCUACAUGUGCCCACUUGACUCUGAGGCCGAAACGCAGUCCUCCGUGGCUGUGAACGAAGACGACGGACAGGUUCCGGUCACGGCAACUCGCACGGACACCCAAAGCAGCAUCGGCGAACGCUCUGAUGAAGGAGCUCUGGACGGUGACGCGAGGCGGAAGCUGUGGCUGCUGCGUGGCGUUUGCUCCACGCGAAUCCUGACAACCCAGAAAGCCAAGAGCCAGUUUGAGAGCUGCCGGGAGAUCGGUUUGGACUUUGACGUCGGCUCGGGCGCCAAGCAAGCCUUGCCUCUGCAUCUGCUCACCAACGGUGUCCUGAUGGAGGUUCAGCAGUUUGCCAUGGCCCUAAAUAAAGGCUCGGGGAGCUUCUUGUCGGACAUCCUGGAGCGCAACUUUCACGUGGUCCCGCAGGAGGAGCACAGCACGCAGACUCUGGUCGGGGAUUUAAUCACGAAAUGGAAGGCCCUCCUCGCACAUCCCGACAAAGCACAAUUUGAGUUCCUCAACGGCAGUUUACAUCUCCCGCACAUUUACGACGGCGGAAAGGAAGUCGAGUCAACAAAGUGCGCGUCGUCGUCCUCGGACAUGGACCCGUAUCCUUUCUGUAAGAGGAUCGGCCUGGACUUCUGGGCGACGGACGGCGUCAAGCUGCCGUUGUCCGCGCUGACCGUCGGCGCGCUGCUGGAAAUGUUCCAAUUUGUGGACAGUUUGCGCGGCACGACGACCGAGCUGGUCAAGGACAUCCUGGAGCACAAUUUCAAUUUGGACUUGCGGAGUGGCGAGAGCGAGGCCGCCGCGGCGUUCCAAAAAUGGUGCGCCGGGGUGGUCCAAAAAUGGCCCUCGGUGGGGAAGUGGUUUGUGAGGAGGCCGAACGCGCUCCCCAGGGACCUGUGGCUCAGCACGCCCGUCUUCACGCAGAUCGAGUCGGAGGACCGCGGCGCAGGAAUACCCUCGAAUCAAGAGACGAAUGUCACGGCGAUCCAAUUCAACGACUUCGGCGCCUGCAAACAAAUCGGACUGGAUCUUGACGUGGGCUCCAAAUGGGGAGCCAAGAGUAAGUUGAGCCUGCAACAGCUGACCAGGGGCGUCCUGCUCGAGGUGCACCGCUACGUGCGGCAGAACCGGCUCCGCUAUGUGCCUUCCCUUUUCCAAAUCCUGGAUUACAACUUUGAGCUGGGCUACCACAACUCGCACAAGGUGGAGUUCGCCUGGUCCGUCGCAUCUCAGGUGCUUGCCAUGGCGAGGAAAAGUAACAGGAACGACAAUUACCUGAAUACGGUCUUUGAGCUUCCCUUUCAGCUCCCGCCGUCGUCACCCUCGCGGUGCAAAGACGAACCGGAGGAGGAACUCCUCCACCAACAGGAUCCCGGCGACCAAGAUAUCGUGUUUGUCCAAAAACUGCAACCUGUUGACAUCGAGGUGGAGAUCGAGUAG
Molecule: messenger RNA, 2683 nt
Organism: Hippocampus comes (tiger tail seahorse)
Lineage: Eukaryota; Metazoa; Chordata; Actinopteri; Syngnathiformes; Syngnathidae
Exons: 2
Coding region: 398-2683 (761 amino acids)
Source: RefSeq, a predicted model, not a curated record